AAAUAUGCAACUCUACUCAGUCGGCGACAGCGGUGCAAAAGCAAAAUCAAAGCGCUAAAUAAAAAAUUUCUGGCCGGUUAUUAAGCAUUUUGUGCAUAUUUGAAACCGAAAACGUCUUUAGCCGCAUAAAAUGAGCUACGCCGCAGACGUACUAAAUGCUGCCCAUCUGGAGCUACAUGGCGGCGGCGACGCCGAGCUGCGUCGCCCCUUUGACCCAACGGCCCACGAUUUGGAUGCAUCUUUCCGCCUGACACGUUUCGCCGAUCUGAAGGGCCGCGGCUGCAAGGUACCGCAGGAGGUGCUUUCAAAGCUUGUGUCGGCUCUGCAGCAGGACUACUCUGCUCAGGAUCAGGAGCCGCAGUUCCUCAACGUUGCCAUUCCACGCAUUGGCAUUGGACUCGAUUGUGCCGUAAUUCCGCUUCGCCACGGCGGACUGUGUCUCGUUCAGACGACGGACUUCUUCUAUCCGAUUGUCGACGAUCCUUAUAUGAUGGGCAAAAUUGCCUGCGCCAAUGUGCUGAGCGAUCUGUACGCCAUGGGCGUAACCGAUUGCGAUAAUAUGCUGAUGCUGCUCGCUGUCAGCACCAAGAUGACGGAGAAGGAGCGUGACGUUGUCAUUCCGCUGAUAAUGCGCGGCUUCAAGGACUCCGCGCUGGAGGCGGGCACCACGGUGACCGGCGGACAGAGCGUCGUCAAUCCUUGGUGCACCAUUGGCGGCGUUGCCUCCACCAUUUGUCAGCCAAAUGAGUACAUUGUGCCCGAUAAUGCGGUUGUUGGGGAUGUUUUGGUGCUGACAAAACCACUGGGCACACAGGUGGCAGUGAAUGCACAUCAGUGGAUCGAUCAGCCUGAACGCUGGAAUCGCAUCAAGCUGGUCGUCUCCGAGGAGGAUGUGCGCAAGGCCUAUCAUCGAGCCAUGAACUCCAUGUCACGUCUCAAUCGAAUCGCCGCCCGGCUCAUGCACAAGUACAAUGCACAUGGGGCCACCGAUAUAACCGGCUUUGGUCUGCUGGGACAUGCCCAAACCCUGGCCGCUCACCAGAAGAAGGAUGUCUCCUUUGUCAUUCACAAUUUGCCAGUGAUUGCGAAAAUGGCCGCGGUGGCAAAGGCCUGUGGUAAUAUGUUCCAGCUGCUGCAGGGUCAUUCGGCGGAGACUUCCGGAGGAUUGCUCAUCUGCCUGCCCAGGGAACAGGCGGCUGCCUACUGCAAAGACAUUGAGAAGCAGGAGGGCUAUCAGGCCUGGAUUAUUGGCAUUGUGGAGAAGGGCAAUAAGACUGCCCGCAUCAUUGACAAACCGCGCGUCAUCGAGGUCCCCGCCAAGGAUUAGCUGCUGAUUUUCUUUCUUUUUUCCUUAAAUACAGUAAUCAUUUUUGAACUGCAUUUCAUGCUCUCAGUUUGUAAAGCGAUUCAUUGAGUGAACUUUCUCACUUGAUGCUUGAUUUGAAUUCACUAAAAUUUUCUAAUCUUUUAUAUAAAAACAACAACAACAAAACACCCCUGGACACCGCUAAGAAUAACACGAAUAAAUAAAAGAACACUUGA
Messenger RNA from Drosophila grimshawi, 1542 nucleotides. RefSeq names its product inactive selenide, water dikinase-like protein (gene Sps1). The transcript is spliced from 2 exons. The record is from RefSeq and is a predicted model, not a curated record. Gene Ontology annotation, molecular function: ATP binding. The coding region runs from base 131 to 1327 and encodes 398 amino acids. NCBI's taxonomy places the organism in Eukaryota, Metazoa, Arthropoda, Insecta, Diptera, Drosophilidae. Gene Ontology annotation, cellular component: cytoplasm.